UCAACAUUGGUUUUCAAGAAAAACUACAACAACAAACAACUAGCAACAAAAAUGGUUGAUCAUCAUUUAAAUAAUAAUAAUAAUCAAACAUCAAAUGUCAAUAAUAAUAAUUGUCGAUAUUUAAUUAUUGUACAUGUUGUUACAGCCGGACAACAAGAUGAUGAUCUUGGUAGUGAUGAAGAAGAAAUUGUUUUAUUUGCAUGGAUUGUAAUCGAUGUUAUAAUGUUAAAGGUACUUGAAAAACGUUUUGAAUAUGUACGACCUAAAAAUAAAGAUAUUAAUGAUAAUAUUCUGUCGGAAAUUGCACGUGAUUCAUAUGGAAUAACUGAAGAAAAAAUUAAAUAUGCUCAAACAUUAGAAAAUGUUAUCCAACAAAUGGAUCAUUAUAUAAAUACUCAUUUGAUUGGUGAACAACAGCAACAACAAUCAGCAACUUUGACAACAACAAAAUGUCAAAAUAAUUUAGAUAAAAUUGAAAAUUAUUUUGAAAAUUUAAUAAAUUCAACUGAUUCAACAUCAGAUACAUCAUGUUCAUCGACAACCACAUCAUCAUCAUUAUCACCUUUAAAUAAUAACGUUGAUGAUGAUGAUGAUGAUCAAAUAAUGAAUAAUAAUAAUAAUCAACCGGAUUAUCCAAAUAAAGAGAUUAUAAUUAAUAAUAUAAAUCAUCAUUUUAAUGAUCAACAACAACAACAACAAAUAAACAAAUUUUAUAAACAAAAUUAUAAUUAUAAUGGUAUACAUUUGAUUACGGAUGGACAAUUACAUUUACGACAAGUAUUACAUCCAGAAUCAUUAAAAAAAUCAAUAAAAUUAUCAGAAUAUUUUUAUAAAUUUUUUGAUUUACGUAAAGAAUUUCGUAAAUUUUAUCGUAAUAAUGAUAUGAAAACAUUGGAUGAUAUGAUUAAUUAUUUAUCGAUUCGUAAACAACAACAACAACAACAAAAUGAUUUGAUAACAUCGAUUACCGGCGAAACAACGACAACGACAACAACAAACACCGAUAUUACCACCGAAUCAACAAUGGAUAAUAAUUUAUUAUCAUCAACAACAACAACUAAUCAACAACAAGAAAUAAAAAAUGAAUUGGAAUUAGUACAAUUAAAAUUAUCCAAUAUGGUUACUAUUAUCAAUCAAAUGAUUAUUGAUGGACAUCGAUUCGAUGAGCUACAGAUUAUUAAUGAUAAACUGGAACCAGGAAUUUGUAGUAAAAAUGAAUUUGUUGAUAAUAAUACAGUGGUACGUGCACGUGGAUUACCAUGGCAAUCAUCGGAUAAAGAUAUUGCAAAUUUUUUUCAUGGAUUAAAUAUUAUCAAAGGUGGUGUAGCAUUAUGUUUAAGCGUACAAGGAAGAAGAAAUGGUGAAGCAUUAGUACGUUUUAUAAAUCAAGAACAUCGUGAUAUGGCAUUACGACGACAUAAACAUCAUAUUGGACAACGUUAUAUUGAAGUUUAUCGUGCAACUGGUGAUGAUUUUCUAAAUGUUGCAGGUGGCAAUAAUAAUGAAGCACAAACAUUUCUAUCGAAAGGUGGUCAAGCUAUUAUUCGUAUGCGUGGUCUACCAUAUGAUUGUACCGCUCAACAAGUGAUUGAUUUUUUCACUUCAAAUGGUCAUCAAUGUAAUGUUAUGCAUGGUGAUGAAGGUGUAUUAUUUGUAAGAAAACCGGAUGGCCGUCCAACAGGUGAUGCAUUUGUUUUAUUUGAAACAGAAGAUAUUGCUAUACGUUCAUUACAAAAACAUCGUGAAUUAAUUGGUUCAAGAUAUAUUGAAUUAUUUCGUUCAACAACUGCUGAAGUUCAACAGGUUUUUAAUCGAAAUAUGGAAGCAAGAAUUUAUGCCGAUUUGAAUGGAUUUAUUAAUUGUCAUAAUCAACAUAAUCAUCAUCAUCAUCAGCAACAAGUCAAUACACAACAACAACAACAACAACAGUCAAUAAUACCAGCUCUGGUCACGCAAUCAUUAUUACAACAACAACAACAACAACUUCAUCAUCAUCAUCAUAGUAAUCCUCAUCAUCAUCAUCACCAUCAACAGCAACAACAACAACAACAAAAUCGUAAAGAUUGUAUUAAAUUACGUGGUUUACCAUAUGAAGCUCAAGUUGAACAGAUAUUAGAAUUUCUUGGUGAACAUUCAAAAAAUAUUGUCUUUCAAGGUGUACAUAUGGUUUAUAAUGCACAGGGUCAACCAUCCGGUGAAGCAUUCAUACAGAUGGAUUCGGAACAAUCAGCAUUAUUAGCAGCACAACAUCGUCAUCAUCGUUAUAUGAUUUUUGGUAAAAAACAACGUUAUAUUGAAGUAUUUCAAUGUUCAGUUGAAGAUAUGAAUCUUACAAGUGGUUUCAAUCUACAGCGACCAUUAUUAUCAUCAGCUACACCAUUAUUACCACCACCAUUUGGAGCAUUUUCAUUUGGUCAUUUAGGAACAGGUCAUCCUACUUCGGUAACAGCAGCCGCAGCAGCGGCGGCGGCUGCUGCCGCUGCAGCAGCUACCAAUAAUGUUCAACAUCCGGUUUUAUCAUUAAAUGGUACAUCCAAUGUACAAAAUCAACAACCACAUACAGCGGUACAAGCUGCUGUUGCGGCUGCAGCAGCCGCAUCACGUUUAUCAUCAACAGCGGCAACAGCAGCUGCAGCAGCAGCCGCCGCAUAUGGUCAACCAACAACACCAUUCAAUCCAAAUCCAUUUAAUCUAGUUUAUUGGCCAUAUCCAUCACCACCAGUAUCACCAACAGCAUAUGCUGCAUUUGCUAAUAAUCAUCAUAAUAAUCAUAAUGGUCAUCAUCAUCAACCAACACCGGCUAUGGUCAAUAUGCGUGGUCUACGAUGAUAACUAAUGAUAACUAACUUUUAAAAAAAAAUCAUCCAUCGAUGUGAUCAAAUGAUAAAUUGCAAUCCCAAAAAUUAACUUAUCAAUUCAUUCAACGUAUGGUGUAUACGUGCAAUAGUAAUUUCGAUAAAAACAAAACAAAAACAAAAAUUGAACAUAUUGAUAGAAUGAAAAUAAAUUACAACGAAAAAAAGAAAACGUUGUAGACAAGACAGAUAGACAGACGAAGAAAAAAAAACAUUGAAAUUUCCGGGAAUCUAGAUCCUAGAGAUUUUGCACACACA
Messenger RNA from Dermatophagoides pteronyssinus (European house dust mite), 3113 nucleotides. Its product is annotated as epithelial splicing regulatory protein 2-like. The record is from RefSeq and is a predicted model, not a curated record. Gene Ontology annotation, molecular function: RNA binding. Lineage: Eukaryota; Metazoa; Arthropoda; Arachnida; Sarcoptiformes; Pyroglyphidae.